This is a messenger RNA of Thrips palmi, 1703 nucleotides long. It is a transcript of the gene B52, whose product is annotated as serine-arginine protein 55. The transcript has 11 exons. NCBI's taxonomy places the organism in Eukaryota, Metazoa, Arthropoda, Insecta, Thysanoptera, Thripidae. Gene Ontology annotation, molecular function: mRNA binding. The coding region runs from base 159 to 1178 and encodes 339 amino acids. The record is from RefSeq and is a predicted model, not a curated record. Gene Ontology annotation, biological process: mRNA splice site recognition; alternative mRNA splicing, via spliceosome. Gene Ontology annotation, cellular component: nucleus; ribonucleoprotein complex; cytoplasm.
AGUGGAAUCCGUGAUUUGUCGACCCCGUUCGUCCUGUUUCCGGUCAUUAGUUCGUGCAUGGCGUCCUUGGACACUUGGGAUCUCUGAAACUCACUGUUUUUGUGUAUAGUUUUAGUUUUCCCAACUCUUGAGGCCGGUUUUUACUAUCAAGAACCAGAAUGGGUACAAGGGUCUUUGUGGGAGGCCUGACCUACCGAGUUAGGGAACGAGAUUUGGAGAGGUUCUUCAGAAAGUAUGGCAGAAUUAAGGAGAUAGCCAUGAAAAACGGAUUUGCCUUUGUCGAAUUUGAUGAUCAUCGGGAUGCUGACGAUGCUGUGUACGAGCUGAACGGCAAGGAACUUUUAGGAGAACGAGUAUCUGUAGAGAGGGCACGUGGAACUCCGAGAGGUAGCGACAUCUGGAGGGGGAGCGGUAGCGGCCGCAGUCUUGGCCCGCCCCCUGUCUCCUCGGGAGGGCGAAGCCGGGGUCGCGAUAACGAUCACCGGAUGUCUGACAGAUAUGGUCCCCCAACAAGAACAGAGUACCGCCUUACCGUGGAGAACCUUUCUAGCAGGGUCAGCUGGCAGGACCUCAAGGACUAUAUGCGUCAAGCAGGAGAAGUUACUUAUGCUGAUGCCCACAAGCAAAGGAGGAAUGAAGGUGUUGUCGAAUUUGCUUCAUAUUCUGACAUGAAGACAGCCAUUGAGAAACUUGAUGACACAGAACUGAAUGGAAGGAGAAUUCGCCUGAUUGAAGACCGCCGUAGACGAAGGACUAGGUCAUCGUCUUCAAGGUCUAGAUCCAGGUCAAGGUCCAGAUCUCGUAGGCGGUCUCGCUCCAGGUCCAGCCGCCGAAGCUCCCGAAGCAGAUCCAAGUCCAAGUCUGCAUCACGGUCCAAGUCUCGAUCACGAUCCAAAUCCAGGGGGCGCUCAAAGUCAAAAUCCCGGUCCAGGUCGCGAUCUCGGUCUGCGCGGUCGGCUCACUCCCGAUCAAGGUCCCGGUCCCGAUCCCCUAUCAAGGAUAGAAAGUCCCGCUCCCGGUCUCACUCAAAAUCCCAGUCCAAGGCCAAAUCUCUAUCCAAGGAACGGGAUCGUUCUCGCUCACGCUCUCCAAGCAAAGGCAGAUCCAAGUCUCGCAGCAUGUCUCCCAAGGACAAUGGUGACAAAUCACCUGAAGACAUCAAGAAAGAAGAGGACUGAACUAAUUUACACUCUUCCAAGUUUUGGAUAUGAAUGGCUUGAUACAUAUAAUGUAUUAAUCAGACAUCUAUGACAAUUCCAAAAAAUUUUAUUCUGAUUACUUUGUUUAGCAUGUAAUUUCUUGGUUUUCCAUGUGAAAGGUUUUGGUGGUACGUGUGUAGUUUAGUGUACAAAAUUGUUGUCCCAUUCUUUUUCUAGAUCUUGCCAUUCCCAAUGAAUGUUGAGUAUUAGAAUUUGUAGAGGUGCAUUUCUGGGUAAUACUUUUGUAAAGCCUUCCUCUAACUUCCAAAGCCUAGGAGCAGCUGGCUUAGUAACUUGAUAGUAAAGUAAGAAUUUUUUUAAUCAUUGCUGUGUAAACCUUUUUUUAAUUAUGAGCAAAGUUCAGUUCCCAUGCUUUUAUCAUUGCCCUCUCGCAUGUAGUUUUUUUUUCUUUCGCCCCCUCCUGAGAUAAGGUUCACUUAAAUUUGAUUUAGAACUGUACAAAUCACAAUUGACUUAAGAAUAAAAAGCUUUCUUUCCCACAAA